UAGGUUUUUGCUUUGUGCUAUGACUUUUAUGUGUUCAAUGCUGGGGUAUUUUUUUACGUGAAGAAAAUGACUCGCAUUACAAAUCAUUCAGCCACUUCACGUGGAUUAGUAAGCUAAGUGGCAGCUGUGAGGGGGUCUGGUUAAAGCACACAUCUUGAUCAAGUUGUCGUGGCAACACAGGUUUACUUUCGUCCUUAAAAUUAAACAUUUCAGCGGCAAGGUGUUUUUCACCAGAGCAUUGUCUGCCUGGAGCUCAUCAACAGUAAGGUGCCGUUUCUCGGAGUGGGGUCAUCGUCCUUUGACGAUUCUGCAAGGAUGGAACAUUGGACGCUCAUUCAACUCAGGGCGGCGGUCUAGGCUUACUCAUUAACCCCGAAUCUUGGUAUAAAGCCGGCGGUGAGUGCCCAUGCUGGUCCCAUACCUUCAAGUGACACUUGGUGUCUCUGAGCAGGCGUAUUGAGAGGUCACAGUGAAAAACCAGACGUCUUCUGCCAUGGGUUGUCUUCGUGCCUUUUGGAGGUACCGCAAAUUCCUCAUCGUUGUCUUGACGCCUCUACUCCUCCUGCCUCUUCCACUUGCCAUCAAAACACCGGCGGCUCAAUGUGGCUACACCCUCAUCGUGACGGCCGUCUACUGGAUCUCGGAAGCCGUUCCACUUGGGGCUGCGGCCAUGGUGCCAGGAUUCCUCUUCCCUCUCUUCGGCAUCCUCAAGUCGAGCGAGGUGGCCGCUGAGUAUUUCAAGGAUUUCCACCUGUUGCUGACGGGAGUCAUCUGCCUGGCAGCUGCCAUCGAAAAGGCCAACCUGCACAAGCGCAUCGCUCUGCGUAUGGUGAUGGUCGUGGGCUCCAACCCGGCCUGGCUCAUGCUGGGCUUCAUGGUGACGGCCGCGUUCCUCUCCAUGUGGCUGAGCAACACUUCCACGGCGGCCAUGCUCAUGCCCAUCGUGGAGGCCAUGCUGGUGCAGAUCAUGAACGCGGAGGCGUCUAUCGACAGCCAGGAGCACGGAGAGGCGGAGGGCGCCUGCCACGUCAACGCCGCCGUCGUGGACGAAGAGUUAGAAUUUCAAGAAACCGAAAUGCAAGAUUCGUUGGAAAGAGUUGACGUCGAGUAUUGUACCCUUGACAGCGACACGGACAUCAAGAAGGUUGUCAACGGAGAGGUGUGCAGCACUGUAGGAUCAAUUAAGGUGGAAGGAGACGUGGAGGCCCCUGCGGUGCCGAGCCGAUACCACUCGGAGAGCCAGCAGAUGCUGUGCAAGUCGCUGUCGCUGUGCGUGGCGUACGCCUCCACCAUCGGCGGGAUCACCACCAUCACGGGCACCUCCACCAACCUCAUCUUCGCCGAGCAGUUUAACACGCGCUACCCGGGAUGCGACUGCAUUAACUUUACCACCUGGAUUAGCUUCUCAUUGCCAAUUUCGUUCAUCAUCCUCAUUCUCAGCUGGGUCUGGAUGCACAUCAUCUUCCUCGGCUUCAACUUUACGCACAUGUUCAAAUGCGCAAAAACCGAAAAGGAAUUGGCCGCAGAAGCUGUCAUCAAGAAGGAAUAUCAGCAGCUCGGUCCCUUCAGCUAUCAAGAGGCGGUGGCUGCGAUCAUCUUCCUGUUGAUGGCCAUCCUGUGGUUCACGCGUGAACCGGGCUUCAUGCCCGGCUGGGCCUCCGUCAUCGGACCGAAAGGAUAUCAGGGAGAUGCCACUCCGGCCCUCCUCCUUGGCUUCCUGCUUUUCAUCAUCCCUCAGAUGCCGCCACGAUUCGUCACCCUCUGCGGAUACGCAGGAAAUGUCGAGACGGGUGGAGAGGGCCGCUCCGAUUCCUCCUUCACGCCCAUGAUCUCAUGGAAGGACUUUCAGCGCUGCAUGCCCUGGGAAGUGGCCUUCCUCGUCGGAGGAGGAUUCGCCCUGGCAAGGGGCAGUGAAGUGUCAGGGCUGUCAGAGUGGAUUGGCAGCAAGCUCGUGUCUUUAAACACCAUGCCCGUGUGGCUGAUCAUCCUCCUGACCUGUCUCUUGGUCACCACUGUCACUGAGGUGGCCAGCAACCCUGCCACCAUCACCCUGUUUCUGCCCAUCCUCUCCAGUUUGGCAGAGGCCAUUCAAGUGAACCCACUGUUCAUCUUGAUCCCUGCCACCAUCUCCACCUCUUUCGCCUUUCUCCUCCCCGUCUCCAACCCGCCGAAUGCCAUCGUAUUUACAUACGGUCACCUCAAAGUCACCGACAUGAUGAAGGUCGGCUUGGGGAUUAACAUCAUCGGAGUCUUGGUGGUCAUGUUGGGGAUCUUCACCUGGGGCAUCCCCUUGUUUGACCUGAAUACGUAUCCCGACUGGGCACCAAGCACAAACACCACAAUGCCUUGAAAGUUUUUGGAAGGUCGGGGUAGCGCAGUGCACGUCACUGAACUCUUGGAAGCCUGCGACGGUUUGCGAACGCAAGGCAUCGCGUUGGUCUCUCAAAGUUGCGGACGAGAGAACGAAGCAUUGUUGAGAUCAAAGCAGUCUUCCCAGGGCAGUUUGAAUGUAUUUUUUUUUUGCCACUGAAUAUUUUUUUGGAGGAAAAAGAUUGCUGGAGCUAAUAAACUAUGCCUGUGUGUUCUGAACAAUAUCAUGAGGUAUAUUAUUUUCAAUUGUCUUCAACUGAAUGCAGCGCGGUUCAUUUUCUUCCAUCUACUAUGUAUUUUGAAUGCACUUGACAUGACACAUGUGAGAAUCUAUUUUGGUUGAUAAAGUCCAUGUUCUGGACCUUUUUUCUAAUCUUGAUAGAUCACAUGAUAAUGUCGAAAAAUGUAGCUUUGCACAUACUUUUAGAUAUUACUUGCAACGACAACGCGUAUAGAAAGAUUUUAGAAAUACAGAGAAACAAUGCUUGUACGUAAAUUAUAUUAAUCAGUAAAUCCAGCAUAUAUGAUGUGAUUAAGACUGUUUAAAUUAAAUUAUGAAAAAAAUACACGAGUAUAUUAGCAAUUUUUUUACAGUAUAAACUUGUAUUUUCAAAGAAAACAUCAGAAAUCAAUUAUUUUAUCACGAUCGUUUGCAUAUUGCUGCAGGUUUCCACGAUUGUGUGGUUUUUGGGUUGCACUGCAUCUUGUUUUGCAUGACGUCUGACGUUUCACUCCACGUGCUGGGAGCUCAUUCAGGAAUUGAAAUUCUUCAAAGCUUUUGCCUAGCACAUGGAGCGAGUCGUCAUCAGACGCAAUGCCGUACAAACACGCGGUAACAAUCCGAAAACUCAUCGUAGGGCUAAGAGUUUUGAUUUCAAGUAACACGGCUGCUUCCAGCAAUGAAAGGCGUUACCAAAUGAAAUUUGGUUACCUGUGAGUUGUAUUGACAGGGUCUAAAAGGUGCUGUGUUGUGCAUCAUUUGGACUAAAUGAUGCACGUUCGUCUUUGAAACUGAUAUUGCUGUAAACUGUUUGUAAUACAGAUCUUGACGACCUCAUUUGUAAAUAUAAAGAGAGCAUAUUACUCCUUUAUUCUAUGUACAUAAUUUCGUAGAAAAAAAUAAAGGCUUCUUGUUUUAUA
Lethenteron reissneri (Far Eastern brook lamprey) is the source of this 3510-nucleotide messenger RNA. It is a transcript of the gene SLC13A1, whose product is annotated as solute carrier family 13 member 1. The record is from RefSeq and is a predicted model, not a curated record. Lineage: Eukaryota; Metazoa; Chordata; Hyperoartia; Petromyzontiformes; Petromyzontidae. Gene Ontology annotation, molecular function: sodium:sulfate symporter activity. Gene Ontology annotation, cellular component: plasma membrane. Gene Ontology annotation, biological process: sodium ion transport; sulfate transmembrane transport.